Messenger RNA from Acanthopagrus latus (yellowfin seabream), 5231 nucleotides. It is a transcript of the gene ern2, whose product is annotated as endoplasmic reticulum to nucleus signaling 2. The record is from RefSeq and is a predicted model, not a curated record. Gene Ontology annotation, cellular component: IRE1-TRAF2-ASK1 complex. Gene Ontology annotation, biological process: IRE1-mediated unfolded protein response; protein phosphorylation; intrinsic apoptotic signaling pathway in response to endoplasmic reticulum stress. Gene Ontology annotation, molecular function: RNA endonuclease activity; protein serine/threonine kinase activity; ATP binding. The transcript has 24 exons. Lineage: Eukaryota; Metazoa; Chordata; Actinopteri; Spariformes; Sparidae. Bases 301 to 3240 code for a protein of 979 amino acids.
GCGGAGAGCGUUGAAACCCCGCCCACCUCUCGGCUUUGACAGUUCGUUCCUGACGUCACCGGUUCCGUCCCAACACGGAAAUAUGGAAUAGUGACAAAACGGCUGCGCCGCUGUUGUUAUGGAUUUAAAGCGGGGCUGCUAGCUUACAUUUCCCGUUGUUUGUUAACUCCUUGCUUACUCCUUCGCGAUGUUAAACGACCAGCGCUCACUUUCCAACGGAUGGACGCUCGCGCUGGAAAUGGAGAGAGAGUUCGACCUCUGUUGUUAGUUCAGUAGCUGUCAGUUGGUUUGUUCAGAGCCAUGACAAAAAGCGCUCCGGGUGUCGUGGGGCCUCUCGGUCGCCUGUUGCUGUCUCUUCUCCUGCUGUCCUGGGAAGGCAAACUAUUUCAGGUUGGAGGGGUCAGAUCAGUCACACUCCCAGAAUCCCUCCUGUUCGUCUCAACACUGGAUGGUAGUCUGCACGCUGUCUCCAAACAGACAGGCGACAUCAAGUGGACCCUGAGAGAAGACCCCAUUAUCCAAGUACCUGUCUACCUCACAGAGCCGAGUUUUCUCCCAGACCCAAACGAUGGCAGUUUGUAUAUCCUGGGCGGCAAGCACAAGGAGGGCCUGAUGAAACUGCCGUUCACCAUCCCAGAGCUGGUUCAGUCAGCUCCCUGCAGGAGCUCUGAUGGUAUUCUCUAUACAGGUAAAAAGCAGGAUGUGUGGUUCGUGGUGGAUCCCGAGACGGGUGAAAAACAAACCAGUUUGACCACCUCCUCCUCUGAGUCCAUCUGCCCCAACACUCCUCUGCUCUACAUUGGUCGCACAGAAUACAUGGUUACUAUGUUUGAUACUAAUAGACGGGAGCUGCGGUGGAAUGCUACGUACAAUGAUUACUCUGCUCCGCCUUACGAUGAGAAACAAGACUACAAGAUGGCCCAUCUUGUGUCGAGUGGUGAUGGUCUUGUUGUGACAGUUGACAGAGAGUCAGGGGACGUCUUGUGGAGUCAGAACUAUGGAUCACCUGUUGUAGGUGUCUACCUGUACUCUGGCGACUCACUAAGACACGCCCCCCACCUCUCUCUCGCCAUUGAAACGCUACGCUUCCUCACCUUCUCCUCUGCCAACGACCAGGCAGAGGCGCACUCUACAUUGAAGUGGAGCUAUCAGUUUGUGAAGGAGCAGGCCAGCCAAAAAACACAACUUGUACCCACACUCUACGUAGGAAAAUUGGACUCUCACCUCUAUGCCUCCACCUCCCUUGUCCACCUCGGAGUCUCUUUAGUGCCUCGGGGGCUGACCCUGGCUAGAAUUGAGGGUCCGCUGACGACUGAAGUGACGGAGGGAGAGCGAGGGGAGUGUGAGAUUACGCCAUCCACCGAUGUGCGAUAUCCAGCAGGGAGCACAAACAGCCAGAAAAACCACUGGCUACUGAUAGGUCACCAUGAGCUCCCUCCUGUAGCUCACACCACCAUGCUGAGGGAAUUCCCACACAACCUGCAGCGUUCUGGUGAGGCAGUCAUCCCUCCUCGGCCCUCUGCCUCCCCCGUCUCCCCUGGCCCCUACGACCACCGGCGCUACUUCCACACAGAUGAUGAUGGCCGGAGCGACACUGAUAGUAAUAGAGGAGGUGUUGGUGGGAAGACAUCAGGACAGACUGAGAAACCGGUCACUGUGCUUCCUGUCUAUAUGACUCAGGACCGUCUCACUCUGGCUGUUCUGACGCUGCUGCUGGGAGGAUGGUUGGCCUUGGCGCUCACAUACCCCAUUCGUGCAGCCCAGCACCUGAAAGCACAAAGGCAGCUGGAGGAGGCUUUUGAAUCUCGUCUCCAGCGUAUGCAAACAAAUAUGCAGACAAAUGUGCAGACAGUGACCUCAAUAUCUUCAGAAACAACCCUGUCUACUGACACAAACCUCUCCGGUGAUUCUCAGCCGGCAUCUCCCGACCCUCCACCGAGUCCUCACUCUCACAGCAGCAGCACCUCAGAGGUCGACGUAAAUGGCGCCGCAGGGCUCAAUCCCACAGCAGAAGGAAACAGUGAGGAGGUGCAGGUGGGAAAAAUCUCCUUCACUUCAUCUGAGGUGCUCGGACACGGAACAGCGGGAACUUUUGUCUUCAGGGGUCAGUUUGAUGGACGCAACGUUGCAGUGAAGCGAAUCCUGCCGGAGUGUUUUGAGGUAGCAGAACGUGAGGUGCAGCUCCUCCGAGCUUCUGACACACACCCGAACGUCAUCCGAUACUUCUGCACAGAAAGAGACCGCCUCUUCACUUACAUCGCCAUCGAGCUGUGUGCUGCGACCCUGCAACAGUAUGUAGAGGAUCCAUCCUGCUUUCCUGAGCUGAAUCCUGUAAGUCUGCUGGAACAGACGAUGUGUGGCCUCUCACACCUCCACUCACUCAAUAUAGUCCAUCGUGACCUGAAGCCUAGAAACAUCCUCCUGUCUGGUCCCAGUGCGCUGGGUCGGGUCCGAGCUCUCAUCUCUGACUUUGGACUCUGUAAGAAGAUCCCAGACGGUCGGACCAGCUUUUCUUUACGGUCGGGGAUUCCAGGAACUGAAGGGUGGAUAGCUCCGGAAGUACUGCGGGAUACUCCUUGCAACAAACCGACAGCAGCGGUGGACGUGUUCUCAGCAGGCUGUGUGUUCUACUUCGUCGUCAGCAGGGGGCAGCACCCAUUCGGUGAUGCAUUGAGACGACAGGUCAACAUCCUGUCAGGAGAAUAUUCCCUCUCCCAUUUCAUGGAGGAUAUACACGACGACGUCAUAGCACAGGACCUGAUCGAGCAAAUGAUCAGCACUGAGCCCGAGUCCCGCCCCUCCACCGCCUGUGUGCUCAAGCAUCCGUUCUUCUGGAGCCCCGAGAAGCAGCUGCUAUUCUUCCAGGAUGUGAGUGACCGCAUAGAGAAGGAACCGGCUGACAGUCCCAUUGUGGUGCGACUGGAGACCGCAGGAAGGGCUGUGGUUCGAACCAACUGGAGGAUGCAUAUCUCUGUGCCCCUACAGAUAGACUUGAGGCGGUUCAGGACAUACAAAGGAAACUCAGUUCGAGAUCUGCUGAGAGCCAUGAGGAAUAAGAAGCAUCACUACCAUGAGCUGCCACCGGAUGUGCAGGAGACCCUUGGCGAGCUGCCCGAGGGCUUCGUCAGCUACUUCACCUCACGUUUUCCACGGUUACUGAUGCACACGCACGCUGCUCUGCACAUCUGCAGCCACGAGAGACUGUUUCAACCCUACUAUCUGCCCCCGAAUGCCAAAUAGCAUUCGCAUGACUCUGCACUCUCUGUUCUGUUCAGAGACACACACGCAUACAUUGGUGUACUUUUUUGUGAGCUUAAGAAAUCCCUGACGGCGCCCCGCUAUUGCUCCUGUAAAGCCCAUCCUGUUUUUUGGGGGAUGAUACAGUGCUGUGAAAAAGUUUUUAAAUGCCUUGAAUUGUUUUUACAGAUUUAUUUUCCUGCAGCUAUAGAUCAAGAAGUGAUUUAAAAAUGAAAUCAGAAGAGGCCACUCGGUGCUCUGCGGUUCAGGUGGGCUGGAUCAUAAAUAUUCAUAUUUUUGUUACCGGCAAAUAGAUUGUGUGCUGUUGAAAUAGUAUAUCAUUACUGAGGAAUACAUUAACUACGUUACCUGCAGCGAACCCAAAACAACAGAAAUAAUGAGUUCAUUUCCUCCCUUCAUUUGCGCACAAGGCACGGCAGCUUAACUAAUCUCCCGACGCACCGUCAGCAACGUUCAGGAUCUAACGUCCGUUAAUGUUUUCAGAUUCAUACAGUGAAAUUGUGAGGAGUAAAGCAGCUGCCGUCCUGCUAAAUCCUGAACAAACAUUCAUUACAAGUUUAGGAAAAAAGGUUAACUCUGUUUUCUCUGGCGAGUUUCCUUUGUCCUGUCAAGUUUAUAGCUACAGGUUUUAGUUUUGCUGCUAAAAUGUGCCUCAGUUGUUGCAGUGACAUUACUGCACAUGUGGAAACUGGAAGCCACCUAUCCAACCAUUAAAGUGAAUUGUUAAAGAAGACACUCAUAUCUUAAUAACACACAUUGAAGAAAUCACCCAGAGAGCUGAUGGCUCCAGAGGCUAGUUGCAUUAUCUAUAUUAAUAAAGGAUAAUGUUUUUAAACCAUAUUUUUUAAAGUGUAAUUCCAUCAGAAUAUACUUGAUGAAAAGUUCAACAGUUUGGACAUGUGAUGGAAAAACGGUUACAUAAUGACUUAAAAUGCCUCGAAACAAAUCACCUGUUCUUUGGCCCCAUUCCGCCAAAUUUCAUUUGAACAUGUUAUUUUACAUUUUCCAGAUAUCCUAUAAACAAACAUACAUCACUAGUAGUUUAAAGAAAAACAGGAAACCAGAAGGGAGACAUAGGUCUUAAAAUAACAGCAAAGUGUCACUUUUUGUAUGAAGGUAUACAUUUGAAAUAGACUUAAAAUAAAGAAAAACAAACAAAAAAAACUGUUCUGAAUAAAUCAAACUCUGUAGUAGUACUUUAAGACUUUCACCUCUUAUAACGUUACAGCAACCUUACUAGAUUUUAGGGAGGUCAAAUAUUUUCAGAUGGAAGGUGAUGUUCACAGACUUUAUGAGGUGAGAAGACUUUGUCACAGCACUGUAUGUAACACAGACACUGGAGAACAUAAGAAAAUAAGCUUCAGUGUGUUCGGUGAAGGCUACAUGUUGUAAAAGAAACAUUACUUUAACAGUUGUCUGCUCUGCUCUCAGCUCCUCUGUAGAGAGAAAGACUCCACAUAUUUACUUUGCUAUUUGUUUUUAUGUAUUUGAUGUGUGUGUGUGUGCGCGCGUGUGUGUGUGUGUACUGCUUUACUGAAUGUAGCUGCACUGACUAGAGAACGUACUGAGCCUUGUUUUUCACUGAAGUCAGUACAGGGAGGAUAAUAGUCAAAUAUCACCGCAUCUGUUAAAAUGUGCUCUGAAAAUCACACACGUCACCGACGCGUUCAGGCAGCAACUGCCACAGCAAUGCCCUUCUUUUUAUUUAUAGACACAUUUUGUUUACGAUUAUUUAACAGAAAUCCUGUGUAUUUCACCACUCCUGAAUGUUUUGCAUCACUUCGAGCUUUUCCAGCCUCAGAUAAUUGCCACUAAAUGCUCUCAGAGCCUCGUGACAUCUCCCCCCUGUAACUGCUGGAUGAAGGUUUGUUUAUUGGUUUGCAUUAGAAUGAAUGAUGAAGAAUCAAACUUUUGUACUUUUUUGAAUGAGUUAAUUAAAUUGAUGCUUUGGGUGUGCCAAAGAAUGAAGUCAA